This is a messenger RNA of Priapulus caudatus, 774 nucleotides long. RefSeq names its product putative nuclease HARBI1. The coding region runs from base 1 to 774 and encodes 257 amino acids. The record is from RefSeq and is a predicted model, not a curated record. The transcript is spliced from 2 exons. NCBI's taxonomy places the organism in Eukaryota, Metazoa, Priapulida, Priapulimorpha, Priapulimorphida, Priapulidae.
AUGGCUGAGCUCCUCAUGGAAGAUCAAGCAUUCUUCUUCAACUUCCUGAGGAUGCCACCGGAAAUGUUCGAGGAACUGCUUGUCAGAAUUGGGCCGAGAAUCCAGAAGCAAGACACCCGAUACAAAAAAGCACUUGAACCAGGAUUGAAACUAGUGGCCAUCAACACCAUAUCGCUGUUGGUUCCAGAGGUGUGCCAGGCUAUUGUAGAAGAACACAAAGAGGAGGUCAUUUCGUGUCCUACAAUGCCAGAAGAAUGGCAUGCCAUUGAUGAAGAUUUCCUGAAAAAAUGGAAUGUGCCCCAUGCCUGCGGUGCCAUCGACGGAAAACAUGUGGCCAUCAGAUGCCCACGGAACUCUGGCUCAUUGUAUCAUACCUAUAAGGGCUUCUUUUCCGUGGUGCUUAUGGCUUUGGUGGAUGCCGACUACAAGUUUGUGUGGAUAGACGUGGGUGGAUACGGGUCACAGUCAGACGCUCAAAUCUACAACGAAUCGGAAUUGAAAGACUGUCUAGAAGAUGGAUCCAUUGGCUUUCCUGAUCCAGAUCCACUGCCGAACGAUGACAGGAACAUGCCAUACUUUUUCCUGGGAGACGAUGCUUUUGGACUGAGAACAUAUCUUAUGAAGCCAUACUCACACCGCGGCAAGACAAGGGAAGAGAUGAUCACUAACUACAGGAUCUCCAGAGGCAGACGCGUGGUCGAAAAUGCAUUCGGCAUACUGGCCCAGAGAUGGCAGCUUCUACUCACAACCAUGCAGCAAGCUCCCAAACAGUGA